ACCUGCACCUCUUCCUGCUUUCUCAAAGAAGUAGAGAGAGCGACAUGGGCGACUCCUUGCUUGCGGAGUGCAAGCCCGGGUUGGCCAUGGUGGUGUCGCAGUGCAUCUACGCUGCCAUGGCACUCUCAGCCAAGGCAGCGUUCGCCCGAGGCAUGAGCCCCAUGGUCUUUUCUGUUUACAGGCAGGCCACCGCUGCUCUUGUCUUGGCUCCCCUAAACAUUACUGCAAGAAGGGGGAAGAAAAAUCUGAUUGGCUUGGGAUUGACAGCCUUCUUCUUGGUCUUUGUUUCUUCGCUUGUUGGUGCCACCAUCAACCAGUACUUCUACUACACAGGGCUGAGCUUGUCAUCGUCGUCCAUGGCGAUGGCCAUGAGCAACCUAACCCCAGCAAUCACAUUUGUCAUUGCAGCCUCUGUUGGCUUAGAAAAAGUUGAAGUCAGGAGCAUGAGGAGCAUGGCUAAAGUGUUUGGGACAGUCACAUGUGUUGGAGGAGCCGUUUCAAUGGCGUUUUUCAAAGGUCCCAGGCUUUUAAAUAUGGAGAUGGAGUUCCAUAAAUUAGCCACGCUGUUUCACUCAGCAAGCAAAAACUGGAUCGUAGGAUCACUUCUCCUGAUGGGAAGCAGCUGCUGCUGGUCCCUGUGGCUUGUUUUGCAGGUGCCAAUUUGCAGAACUUAUCUGGAUCCCUUAUCAUUAUCAAUAUGGAUGUGUGUGUUCUCCACCUUCCUAUCUGCUGCUCUGACAUUCUUUUUAGAACCCGACAUAAGUGUAUGGAAGAUUCACUCAACACUGGAGCUAUCAUCGUGUUUGUUUGCGGGAGUUUUUGGAUCUGGGGUCACCUUUUACCUACAAUCUUGGACCAUAUCACUGAAGGGGCCGCUCUAUUCUGCAAUGUUCAACCCCCUCGGUACUGUCAUCACUACAAUCUCAGCUUGUUUGGUGCUUCAUGAACAGCUCCAUAUUGGAAGUUUGGUGGCUGCUGUUGCUGUUGUGGGAGGGCUAUACAUUGUUUUGUGGGGUAAAGCCAAGGACAUCGACCCCAAGAGCAGCUGCAGCAACUCACAACUGCCAUGUGUUUCUGAGAGGAUGACAGUAGUAGUAGAUCCAGGACUGCGUGACAGUGUGUAUGAUCUGCAGAAACCACUGUUAGGUGAAAGCUUAGGGACUCAGGACAACCAGAUGGAGAAUUGAAAUCCCAGACAAGAAUCACCAUCUUUUGUGAUGAUAGAGACUCAAUCGCAUCUGAAGGGAAAUGCUAGCCGACUAAUAAAUGCCGGGAGUAUUCGGAUCUGGAGUCACCUUUGAUUUGCGGUCAUGGUGCCUAGCAGUGAGUGGGCCUCUUUUUUCUGCAUUGGUCAAUCCACUUUCCACAGUACUUCAAUCUUGGCCUUUAUGUUCUCCGUGAACAACUCCAUCUUGCACGGCAUAUAUGUUUAAGCUUAAUCUGGCUGAUA
Molecule: messenger RNA, 1450 nt
Organism: Musa acuminata subsp. malaccensis (wild Malaysian banana)
Lineage: Eukaryota; Viridiplantae; Streptophyta; Magnoliopsida; Zingiberales; Musaceae
Product: WAT1-related protein At4g30420
Cellular component (GO): plasma membrane
Molecular function (GO): transmembrane transporter activity
Source: RefSeq, a predicted model, not a curated record